Peronospora belbahrii is the source of this 1332-nucleotide messenger RNA. The record is from the annotation of a GenBank genome assembly. NCBI's taxonomy places the organism in Eukaryota, Oomycota, Peronosporomycetes, Peronosporales, Peronosporaceae.
AUGACGACAGAAGAACGCUGGAACGCUCUUUAUUCAGUAUUGAACCUUCGGGGCGAUCUCAAUGCUUGCUUACAGCAUGUGUUCGUCAAAAGACUUGAAUGUCUGAAAGUUGAACUACAGCAUGAGGUUCUCCGAGCAAAUUCUCGCGUUUACGAGGGCAAAGCUGUUAUUAUUGGAGGUACAAUAACAGGUUUUGUGUCCAGAUUGGAGGCUAUUCGAACGACCAACCCGUUCGCAAUUUUGGCGGAGGAGGCAUCAGAAGUGAUGGAGCCUCUCCUUGUUUCAUGCUUUAGCUCAUCUACACGAAAACUGGAAAAGAUCGGAGAUCAUAUGCAGCUGCAGCCUGCUCCACAAGGAAUUGAAGUUCCGUCGUCUGUAUUAUCAAUCCAGCGUCGAAUGCGCAAGAACAUCUGCGACCUCACUCGAAACUUUUACGUCGAGAUCACAACGAUUGAAGAUCACGAAACUUGUGGCUCAAAAGUCAUUGGAUUUCAUUGUGGAGUGCCUCCUCAGUCAAUUGCUGUGCUCACUCCGUACAAAGGACAAUUGAUGCUCAUGAGGAGAAUGCUAAUGAACACGUACGGGCUAUGUAUGAAGACUAAAGGACGAGAUUCACGACCAGCUCCAUCUUGCAUUGUAUCAACGGUAGAUCGUUUUCAAGGCGAUGAAGCUGACAUUGUCGUUAUCUCACUCGUAAUUGAUGGCAAGUCUCGCACGCCUUUCGUGAAACUUCAAAAUCGGAUGCGUGAAACUUCAAAAUCGGAUGAUUGUCUUGCUGAGUCGAGCACGCUUGGGGAUGUAUGUUGUUGGAAAUGUCGAUUACUUCGGCGAGACUACACAUUGGCAGAAGACGUUGGGGCUCUUAAAGAAAGACGCACUGUUGCAAAAGAAGAGCGAGACUUGAAGCUUAGAUUUUGCACUGUAGUGUGCUCGGUAGACCUUGAAGACUACCACAGCUAUCGCAACUCUAUCAAAUGUGACGGACACAGAAGAAAGCCUGACGUAGAGAAACACAAUCAACAGUGUCAUGUGAAGGUCGAGUCGCCUUGCAGUCGUCACCCUCGAGAACUGGUGUGCUCCAAUGUGACGGCUUCUGCGCGAGGAAUGUACAUUGAUAAAGCUUUGGAGAAGUACCAAUGUAAUAUUCGAGUGGAAGUCAGUUUGCCCUGUGGCCACAACCAGAACAUGACAUGCUACUCACACAGUGAAAUCGUGGCAGGACGGAGGUCAUGGUUGGUGUGCAACAAAGAGGCUAUCGCACCGCACGAGUACUCGGAGUGCAAACGCGUUCUGAAAUGCACGUGCAGCGAGUUUGGUCGAUCCAUGCAUUGA